AUGCGACAACUAGCUGCGAAGUUGCGUAAAGUCGUUUGUUCAACUGAACUUCACUUUUUCACAGGAUCCACAGAAUUAAGGCUUAUGGUGGUUGGUAGCAGUGGACCUUCACAGUUCCUACUAACAAAUGCCUUACUUGGGAGGGAAGUGUUUCCAAAGGAUGUCACCAGCAUUUCUGACAGCAGAAAGAAUAUCGGAGAGCUAGCUGGUAGACGAGUGACUGUGAUCAAUGGACCAAACAUCUAUGAUAAGGAUAUAUCUCAAGCCAAGAGGAAGAUGGAGCUGAGAAGGUCCAAGUGCUUAUGUAUACCAGGUCCCCAUGCCUUUCUUGUUGCCUUUGACAUGGAGAAAAUCUCCCUGAAUGAUAUGAGAGCCCCUAAACUAAUGAGGGAACGUUUCGGAAGACACUGUUUGAGGUACUGCAUGGUCCUCCUGGCUUAUGAAGGGAGUGUGGAGGUAGCUGCCCUGGAAAACAGAGUGCUGAAGACUGACUGGCACCUGAGAGAACUGAUUGAGAAGUACGGUGGACGCUUUCAUGUUUUCAGCAAAAACUGGAGAGAUCGCAGCUGGGACCAAGAGCUACUGCAGAAGAUAGAGCGGAUGGUAGUCUCCUUAGGAGGGGGCUGCUUCUCCAGCAGAACUUUCCAGAAGGCGGAGGACAGCGUGAAGAAGGAGGAAAAGAGGCUAAGGAAGCAAAGGGCAGAAGAAAUAAAGAAGGCAUGGACUGAGAUGGAGAAGCAAUACUUAGCAGGAGAGUUGUAUCAACAGAAGGAUGCUUACACCACCAGUGUUGGUGUAGAGAUCAGAGCCAAGGCAGAGAUGGACAAUGGAUGGCUCAGAACUUCCCUGGCCAGAGGACUGGGGACAGGUUUGGUUGUGGGAGCUGUUGUGGGUGCACUGUUUGGUUCUAUAGAGGGCCCAGGGGGGAUGGUUCUUUAUGGGAUCAUAGGUGGAGCAGUAGGUGGAUCAGCCGGAGGGACGGCCCAGGUAGCUAUCAAGCAUAUGGAAGACAGAGUGGCCCCUCCUGCUAGACUUAACUUUAACUCAAUCUUCAUCAAUCGCUUCUUUGCAACUCCUCGUCCAUGACAGCGUAGUGUUGACUUAUGACCUGUAUUUCAGAAUAAAGUGCUCUUUGUAUCUAGCUGUUGCUUACAUAGCUUUCAGGCUGAUUUGAUACCAAACUAAAUAAGGAAAUAUACAACUCCCUUCAGACUGACACCGAAACUUUAUUUGUUCUACAGUGCUAUUGUUUUCACCCUGAACAGUUUAAAGGAAUUACUACUGGCCAUAAAUAUCUGAUUUAAACUGUAAGUCUGUAUUUUGA
This is a messenger RNA of Scatophagus argus, 1324 nucleotides long. Its product is annotated as GTPase IMAP family member 4. The transcript has 2 exons. NCBI's taxonomy places the organism in Eukaryota, Metazoa, Chordata, Actinopteri, Scatophagidae. Bases 1 to 1086 code for a protein of 361 amino acids. Gene Ontology annotation, molecular function: GTP binding. The record is from RefSeq and is a predicted model, not a curated record.